GUCAGUCUGCCGGAGCGACGCGGUUCGUACGCAUCGCACCGUACGCGAAGCGUGCACGCACGCAUGCACGCGAGGGAUCAUCUUCGAGCGAUCAUCUUCUUUCCCUUUGCUGCCUUAUCGAUCGAGGGGGUGGACAACCGUGCGUUGAAAUCACCUCACACGGGGGAGGGGGGGUAGGAGAGGAUCUUCUUCGCACCGCAGGUGACGUUCGCGGUGACGGCGUGAAAUCUGGGAUUUCACACGCGUCGAACGGACGGCACGCGAGCUCCGCUUUCGCAGGAGAUAAGCAGUCCGGGAUACGUUGCCCUCUGCGUUACCUAUCUACCUGUGUACUGUCUUUUUUUUCUUUUACGACUGCCACGGGGAAAGGGCGGUCUUUCUCUUCUUCCUCCUCAUACCGGUGUCGUGCGUGCAACACCUGGCGGUGGCACUGAGCGGCACUCGUCGAGGACGAUUAUUAUGCGAUCGGCUGCGGCCGUCCUGGCCGCGGCGACGGCGCUCGUUCUGUUCCUGGACGGCGCGCUCGCCCGGCACAAGCAUCGCUCCGGGAAUGGCGCGCAAAAGUCCGAUAUAUCUCUUUGGAUCGACCAGCAACAAACCAAGAUAUUCAGCGGACUAGCAAUGGAAAUAUACGCGAUCGCGGAAGGUAGAGUGCUCAGUCCUCUGUUGGAUCCAGAAUUUGAGAGUAAAUUGCCGAUAAUUCCGAGCGAGGUAUCGCAUGUAAACUUUACAUGGAAGGCUGGAACUAAAAAGUAUUUUUACAAUUUUUUUCGCUUGAAAUCGUUUGACGAGAGCAUCUUGAAAACUCCAUCAAUUACGAUUGAAACGCACGGACGGGUGCCCAAGAGACCGAAAGUGUUCAGUAUUUUGCUACCUUGCGCCGGCAAGGGUAUAGCGCAAUUCGGGAUCGGUCUAAUGAUCGAGUCGCGCAACGGGAUACCUCUGAACGGGACGCCGCUACGUUUCCGUUUGAGAAAAGAAUGCAGCGUGCGCGGUGAGUGCGUCAAUCGCGCCCACGAUCACCACCUCUUCGCUCGCACAUACAAGCCCAAUCCUGGUCCUUGUCCGGACGGUUAUCUAGGACCACCUCAUUGUAACAAAGCGCUUUGUUAUCCAAAGUGUAUGAAUGGUGGUAACUGCACGGCACCGGGUGUAUGCUCAUGCCCGCCAGGAUAUCAAGGACCCUAUUGUGAAGGAGGUAUCUGCAGAGAGAAAUGCUUAAAUGGAGGAAAGUGCGUGCAAAAGGAUGUCUGCGAAUGUACAAAAGGUUAUUUUGGUUUACACUGCGAGUUCUCCAAAUGUGUCAUCCCUUGUUUGAACGGAGGCAAAUGCAAGGGCAAUAAUAUUUGUAGAUGUCCAAAAGGUUUUAAAGGUAACCAUUGCGAAAUUGGCAGACGCUCGCCGCAACGAUCGACAUGUACGAGAACAUGUAGAAAUGGAACCUGCCAAUCGGACAACACAUGUCGCUGUGAUUCUGGUUGGUUUGGAAAGUUAUGUAACAAGAACAAACCAUGGGCUUAGGAAUCGAUAAAAUAUCUUGCUAUUUUUUAUACUAACUGAAUACUUUCAAGAUAAUGUCUCAUCCUAAAUCUUCAAACUUACGAUAAAUUAUAUUUAUAUUUAUGUAUUUUUAAUUACACACAUAUGAAGAAUCGCCUAUGCGUCGAUAAAGAAAGAAUCUCGUGAUAUUAAAACGAUUCAAAGAAUGAUUUAUAGAAUCUUGUUCAUUUAAAACAAUGACAAGGUACAAAUGUAUGCACAAAAAAGAAGUCUCACAAGAUUUAGAUCCCGAGCAAUUUCAAUUGGUCACUAGUGUGUGUAAAAUUAUAAUUUCUAAUUUACUUUGUUCCAGAGAUGUGAUAUAUAAAGCUGCUUUAUGCCAUAUAUAUUUUAUAUAUAACAUUAGUAUAUGUUUAGUUAUAUAAUAUCUUUGUGUAUUGUAGAUGUGUAAUUGUAAAAAAAAAAAAAAAAAAUAGGGACAAAGUGUAUUUUUGAAGCAUGUCAGAAAGUAUGAUUAUAAAAUAGUUCAGCAUUGUAAUAGUGUCUGUGAUGGACUUUUUCUUGGCAGCUACAUUGUUUUUCUCUGUGUACGUCUUAGGAUAUGUAAAUGAAAAUAAAAGUGGCUUUUUAUUAAA
Molecule: messenger RNA, 2135 nt
Organism: Cataglyphis hispanica
Lineage: Eukaryota; Metazoa; Arthropoda; Insecta; Hymenoptera; Formicidae
Gene: shf
Product: protein shifted-like
Exons: 6
Coding region: 460-1521 (353 amino acids)
Biological process (GO): anatomical structure development
Cellular component (GO): extracellular region; cell surface
Molecular function (GO): signaling receptor binding
Source: RefSeq, a predicted model, not a curated record